Molecule: messenger RNA, 749 nt
Organism: Mangifera indica (mango)
Lineage: Eukaryota; Viridiplantae; Streptophyta; Magnoliopsida; Sapindales; Anacardiaceae
Product: chlorophyllide a oxygenase, chloroplastic-like
Exons: 5
Coding region: 348-740 (130 amino acids)
Source: RefSeq, a predicted model, not a curated record
CCUCUCCCUCUCUCACUAUUCACAGUGCGCACUGUUCAAAAGCCAUGAGCACUAUUGCUACCGCUGCUGUUCUGUCUCUUCCAAUCUCGCUGUGUAGACCAUCCAAGAUUAACACUAAAAAGGUUUAUAGUGCGUUCAAGGAGGAUUCAGGGUAUUAGCUGUUAUUGGGAGGGCAAUGGCUUGGUAGAUAAAAGAAUGGGUGGAGCACACUCUUUGAUGUGGAGGAUCCAAGGUCUAAAGUUCCUCAACGUAAAGGAAAGUUUUUGCAUGUGAACCAAGCGCUUAAAGUUGCUAGGUACGAUAUUCAGUACUGUGAUUGAAAGGCUCGACAAGAUGUGCUCACAAUUAUGCUUCUCCAUAAGAAGGUUGUUGAAGUUCUAAAUCCUUUAGCACGUGAUUACAAGUCCAUUGGCACAAGGAGGAAAGAGCUUGCUGAGUUGCAAGAAGAACUAUCUCUGGCUCAUAAUCAGGUUCAUAUAUCUGAAGCAACUGCUGUCACUGCUUUGGAUAAACUAGCUCACAUGGAAGCAUUGGUUAAUGAUUGGCUGUUACAAGAUAGUAACACCUCAGACUCCAAUCAAAGUUGCUUGUCAGCUUGUACUUCUACGCAAUCGCUGGAUACCAUUAAAGCUAAGUUGCCCCAGAAAAGCUUGAAUGUCUCCGGUCCAGUUCAAUCAUAUCAUCCCCAAUUGAAAAACUUCUGGUACCCAGUUGCUUUCAAAAAUAUUAUAAAAACUUGAACCAGAACA